This is a messenger RNA of Clonostachys byssicola, 840 nucleotides long. NCBI's taxonomy places the organism in Eukaryota, Fungi, Ascomycota, Sordariomycetes, Hypocreales, Bionectriaceae. The record is from the annotation of a GenBank genome assembly.
AUGGCUAUUUCUGGAAAUGCUUUUGUGAUCGGAGGAGGCAGCGGAAUCUGCAGAGCCACCGCAAUUGGUUUUGCCAAAAAUGGCGUUAAAAGGCUCCUGGUUGCAGAUUUAGAUCUAGAUAAUGCCUUCGAGACGGCUGAACGGUGCAAAUCCGCGGCUCAGAACCCUGACUUUGUCGUCAAGGCUAUUGGUGUCGAUGUCGCACUUCCGGACUCUGUCCGAGACGCUGUUUCCACGAUGGUCAAAACCUUUGGGCGAAUUGACUAUUGCGUCAAUGGAGCAGGGAUCACAAGCCCAGUACCAAAACACAUAAUGCAGGUCAAGUUCGAUCAGUUCCGAAAGGUCCAGGAAGUCAACGUCAACGGGACCUUUCUUAUCCUGAGCACCGUAUCAGCCGCCAUGGCAGCUCAAGAGCCUCGUCCAAAUGACGAGGAGCAAUCGAGCCGAGGAACGUCGCGCGGAAGCAUAGUCAACGUGGCGUCAGUCCUGUCAUUUGGGGCCAUCCCACGAGCUUCCAGCUACACGAGUUCAAAGCAUGCCGUGGUGGGCUUGACUCGAGCAGCGGGUUCCUCCCUGGAACAUGCUCUAGCCCUCGACAAUCUAGAGAACGGCAUUCGCGUCAACUGUGUCUGCCCAGCAUGGGUGGACACGCCCAUGACUCAAAGGGCUUGUGACAAAACACCAGGCUUCGAUCGCUUUGUCCAAUCCCAGCUACCCAUGGGGCGAGUGGCGACGCCAGAGGAGAUUGCUGAUGCCAUUCUGUUUCUGAGCAGUUCCAAGGCGAGUUUCAUUACAGGCAGUAGUCUGAUGGUAGAUGGUGCUUUGUCUAUUCGAACAUAA